Radiomyces spectabilis is the source of this 1991-nucleotide messenger RNA. RefSeq lists its product as uncharacterized. The coding region runs from base 145 to 1734 and encodes 529 amino acids. The transcript is spliced from 6 exons. NCBI's taxonomy places the organism in Eukaryota, Fungi, Mucoromycota, Mucoromycetes, Mucorales, Radiomycetaceae. The record is from RefSeq and is a predicted model, not a curated record.
AUCUUUGUGGCUUCUUUUUAUCUUUUCCUUGCCUUGGCACUUUCUCCUGUCUUUAACGCAUUACACUUUUAUUUCUUUUCUUCUAUCUAUUCUCUUACUUGUAUACUUUUAUUACCUAAUUCUCUUUUGUCGUUACUUGUCUCCAUGGCGUCGCCGCAAAAGACAGAGCCUAUUUCCAUCCUGAAAUCAGCUUCUAAUAUCCGUUCCGGACUGUCUGACACUAAUAUAACUGCCAACCGGACAACUCGUAUUGUUCUCAGCGAAGAUGAAGACGAUGACUAUGUUCAGGAGACAGGUCACUUUUCCGAUGGAGAAGACGACGAUCCUUGUGCCAUGCCUGUCUCUGGUGAAGCCCUUGAAUUAUUAAAAAACGAAAAAGUAGUAAAAGCAGGCUAUUUAAUGAAAAAAGGCGAAAAACGAAGACGAACAUGGAAAAAACGAUGGUUUGUACUGCGAACCACCAAAAUGGCCUUGUACAAAGACAGCAAGGAAUAUAAACUUUUGCGCAUCAUUGAUUUGCACGAGAUCCACAGUGUCGUACAAGUGACUUCGAAGAACAAGUAUAAAUUUGUAUUUGCAAUUAUUACCCCCAAACGAAUGUAUUACGUGCAAGCCAAGGAUCAAGCGGAUAUGGAUGGUUGGUUUGAUGCCAUCGAACGAACGAAAGCCGAACUGAAAUCGCACGAUGAAGACGAUUCCAGCUCUGUCGAUCGCGAUCAAGAGUUCGCAAAGGAUGUAAUUACUUCUUAUAAAUCGAAUCAUACCGCCAACAUGAUGCAGCAGCGGCGUCGAUCAUCGGGUGCGACCUGUGACACACCUACACGUAGACCGUCCGGUGGCGGAGUACUACCAGGGUCAUCGGCGAGCGAUAAACCUACAUCACAUGUCCAUGUACCACCGGUCGAUAUCCCCAAGCCUCAGCGCACUCAUCCUCAAUCUUCUCCCGCUCACGUCAGUUAUACCCCACAGACACCACUGAGUGAAUUCGCCACUGGUCAUAUUUAUCCAUUGUCACCCAACUCGGAACAUCAAGCCCAUGUUCAUAUGGCUGAAGGGUUAGCCAGCUCGGAAGAUGAUGAGGAAUACAGCUGGCAUUCGGACAUGGCCAACGUCUGUGAGGAAGAAAGUCGCAACCGUGUGUUGAUCGAAGGCUAUCUUCUAAAACUUGGACGCAACAAGGGCUGGAGAAAGCGUUGGUUCGUCUUGCGACCUGAAACAUUGGCUUACUAUGAAGAUGAUAAGGAAUAUGCACCUCAUCGUAUUAUUCCCCUUACGCACAUCAUUGAUUCAUUAGAAAUCGAGCCUAUCAGCAAGCACAAACGUUACUGCUUCAAAAUCAUUAUUCCUAAACGCAACUAUGUCCUGUGCGCAAACACCGAAGUGGAUUUGGAAUCAUGGCUGAACGCCUUGAGCGUGGCAGUCCGACGAGCAAAGAAGGAAUCGGGCGAAGUCAAGCCAAGCUCGCUUCCCAAAGACCCUCAACCACCGUGCCCUUUACCAGCAUCCUCCCGCCCAUUGUCACAAAUACCCGAAAAUGGAGAUACGUACUCUCCUUUGCAGAGAUUGGCCUCGGGAUCGUCCGUAGAAUCCUUUGAGAAUACCAGUCAUAUAUCAGGUGUAAGCGGUGCAGGAGGCGUCGGUGGUGCGGGAGGCGCUCUCGGAGGUGCACCGACCUCGAGUGGUAUAGCACGACUCCAUUCCAGGGCUUCCGAACGUCUCGGCCGAGCCAAAUAGUGAAUGCUUUUCAGCUCAUCAUGCAUCAAGCCGUACCUUUCGCUCCUUUUCCAUUAUCCAUCUUAAAAAAAGUUUCUCAAGUCUGCAUGCAUACUCACUUGUUUUAUUGUUACAACAUCCAUUUAUUUAGUCUUUUAUGCAAAUUCCCAAUCUUUUUUCGUUUCUUGUGUCUUUUUUUUUAUACAUGCAAUGCAACACAGAUUGGUAAUAUCACGCGACCCUAAUGUAAACCUUCUUUUUUUUUUUUCCAUCGGUGC